AUGCGGUGCACGUUUUGUAUAUCGAGGAAAGAUAAAAUUCGCUACAAGCAAAUUUUUGACACCAUCGACACGGAUCACAAUGGCUACAUUGAUCUGUGCGAUUUCUGCAGGGCACUGAGUACCAUCUACGAAGAAAACACUGGUGAACGUUUACACGUUGAGGACCUAUACAAAAAGGCCAACAAGGAUCCUGAUUCUAAGAUGACAUUUAGGGAGUUUGUGUUUCUCAUGUCGGAUAUAGAGCGUGAUCUAAAAAUAGUCUUCAUAGACAUGAGUUCAGAUGGAGGUGAGAUUGAUGUAUAUGAGAUAAAAAAGUUUUUUGACAAGCAUGGCGUCUUAUUGACUGAUAAACAGGCUAAGAGUAUAAUAUCUGAGAUUUCAAAAAGUGGAAAGUAUUCAAUAAGCUGGGAGGAAUGGAGGACAUUCAAUCAGUACAACUUUUUCAGUGAUGCUAAAACUAUAGUCAAAUAUAUGAGGGAUUAUUCCGUUAGCUUUUUUAAAAUGGACCCAGAGGAAAAGUUGGAUGGAUGGAAGUUGCUGCUGUCAGGAGCACUGGCUGGAGUGGUUUCAAAAACUGUAACAGCCCCACUGGAACGACUUAAAAUUUGUUAUCAAAUUCAAGAGAGGCACAUGGGCCAGACGUCGUUGUUCACUGCAGUCAAAGAUAUAAUUAAGAAGGAAGGUUUCCUAUCGUUGUGGCGCAGUAAUGGAGUCAGCCUACUCAAGAUGGUGCCUGAUAACGGCCUGAAGUUUUAUUCUUUUGAAACUUUAAAGUUGAGGCAGGGCGAGAAUAGCAUAACUGUACCUGAGAAAUUUUUGGCUGGUUCCAUGUCGGGCCUCCUUGCUCAAUCCACUGUAUAUCCCCUUGAUGUUAUCAAAGUAAGAAUGGCUAUAGCUAAAACAGAUGAUUAUCAUGGUAUAUUUGAUUGUGCAAGACAGCUUUUCAAAAGUGGAGGUUUCAAGUCAUUCUACAGAGGUUUCGUGGUCAGUUCAUUUGGCAUGCUGCCCUACGCUGGAAUUGAACUCUGCGCCUAUGAGACACUGAAGCACACCUACAAAUUACGAUACCCUGAGGUUAACCACCCAGGCACGUUUAUAAUUCUUUCAUCAGGGGUCGUCAGUUGUCUAUGUAGCCAGGCUGCUGUUUAUCCACUGUCACUCCUUAGGACUGAAUUGCAAGCUGGAUGUACGUUGGUUGGAUUUUUCUCACUGGCCAAGGAGAUUUUUGUAUCUGAAGGAUUGAGAGGAUUCUACAAGGGUUUAAUUCCGUGUUUAACGAAAGUUAUACCGGGAGUCGGGUUGUCCUAUGUCGUUUAUGAGGAAACUAAAUUUGCACUAUCUGUCGUCUGA
This is a messenger RNA of Helobdella robusta, 1350 nucleotides long. RefSeq lists its product as hypothetical. Gene Ontology annotation, molecular function: calcium ion binding; ATP transmembrane transporter activity. The transcript is spliced from 11 exons. The record is from RefSeq and is a predicted model, not a curated record. The coding region runs from base 1 to 1350 and encodes 449 amino acids. Lineage: Eukaryota; Metazoa; Annelida; Clitellata; Rhynchobdellida; Glossiphoniidae. Gene Ontology annotation, biological process: transmembrane transport.